Messenger RNA from Capsaspora owczarzaki ATCC 30864, 1495 nucleotides. RefSeq names its product carboxypeptidase A1. Gene Ontology annotation, molecular function: zinc ion binding; metallocarboxypeptidase activity. The transcript has 4 exons. Bases 61 to 1422 code for a protein of 453 amino acids. Lineage: Eukaryota; Filasterea; Ministeriida; Capsasporidae. The record is from RefSeq and is a predicted model, not a curated record. Gene Ontology annotation, biological process: proteolysis.
AUUUUCUCAGUCCAUCUUUUUUUUUCUUCUACUUUUUUCCAUUUUUGUCCUUCUUUGAUCAUGCGCUCGUCCGCUUCCUCCGCUUUGGUCGUGCUUGCGCUUGUUGCGCUCGCUGCCGCCUCUGCCUUUGCAGCGCCCGCCCAUCCACACACUCCCCUUGCAGGCCAAGCACUCGACGGCCACAAGGUCUACCGCAUCACUGCUCAGUCGGACGAGCAACUCCGCAUGCUCAACUCGUUCGUCGAGAUGUGGGACACUUAUGUCGACGUCUGGAGGGACAUUCGCUCGGUCGAGCACCCCGUCGACAUCCGCGUGCCAGAGUCGCUGCAAAAGCAGUUUGUCAGCUUCCUCGACAUGAUUGAGGUCGAGCACACUGUCAUUGUUGAGAAUGUCGCCGAGCUCGUCCAGGAGCAGAUGGACGACAUUCGCGCCCGCGCCUCGUCGUUUGUCCUCUCUGCCGACAACGUGCACGACGACGGCUGGUACUCAAACUACCAGACCUUUGAGAACAUUACCGCCUGGCUCACCACCCUCCAGGCCAAGUACCCGUCCCUUGUGACCAUCAACAUUGUCGGCACCACCUACGAGGGCCGCUCGCUGCCUGCCAUCACCAUCAGCUCCAACUCGACUUCCGGCAAGCCCAAGCCUGGCAUCUGGAUUGACGCCGGCAUCCAUGCGCGCGAGUGGAUUACCACCGGCACUGCCGUGUACAUGAUUGGCAACCUUCUUGAGGGCUACGGCGUCAACGCCAACAUUACCGCCAUUGUCGACGCCUUCGACUGGACCAUUCUGCCCGUGUUCAACGCUGACGGCUACACUUACACCUGGUCGAACGCUCUCGACGCCCGCAUGUGGCGCAAGACUCGCAGCAAGAACGCUGGCUCGCUCUGCGUUGGCACUGACCCCAACCGCAACUGGGACUUCCACUGGGGCGAAGCUGGCACUUCCACCAACCCUUGCUCGGACUCGUACCAGGGCAAGUCUGCCUUCUCUGAGAUUGAGAUCAAGUCUGUUGCCGAUUACAUCAAGACCAAGGGCACCUAUGUCAUCUACGUCGACCUGCACUCGUAUGGCCAGCUUUGGAUGAGCCCUUGGGGAUACACAGACACCAAGCCCGCCGACUUUAACACUCAGGACGCUGGCUCGAUCGCUGGCGUGAAUGCCGUUGUUGCCGCCGCCACCACCCUCCCUGCUGCCGUCUUCACCCACGGCACGAUCUGCUCCACCAUCUACCCCGCCUCCGGCUCGUCUGCGGACUGGACUUAUGGCGUUGCUGGCAUUGUCUACUCGUACGGCAUUGAGCUUCGCGACACUGGCACGUACGGCUUUGUUCUCCCUGCCUCCUACAUUGUGCCCUCCGGCAACGAGAUGCUUGCCGGCUUUAUUGCGCUUGCCAAGUACGUGGCUACGCAGCUGAAAUAAGUGCUUCCAUUUGUUGUGUGUAGCUAUCUUUCGUUGUUGCUUUGCAAACAUAUUAAAACAGUUUGUUGUUCUA